Molecule: messenger RNA, 2565 nt
Organism: Esox lucius (northern pike)
Lineage: Eukaryota; Metazoa; Chordata; Actinopteri; Esociformes; Esocidae
Gene: bin2b
Product: bridging integrator 2b
Exons: 13
Coding region: 226-1890 (554 amino acids)
Biological process (GO): podosome assembly; plasma membrane tubulation; phagocytosis, engulfment
Cellular component (GO): cytoplasm; phagocytic cup; plasma membrane
Molecular function (GO): phospholipid binding; protein binding
Source: RefSeq, a predicted model, not a curated record
CGCAAUGUCACUGUGAAUUGAUGACGGGUACGCUUCGUGUGAACUUAGGUGCGGUAACUGCCGCUGUGUUACAUUUCUAUACUGUAUAUUGAAUAAUAUGGAUCUUGAUGGGAAACUGUAUUCUGGAUGCAUGGUAAUAUUCUGAGUACUAAUAGCUACAAAUAAGCGCCGAAAACAGAGCAGCAGUUUCACUCGAGGAAGCAGGAGACCUGUGAGAAAGACACGAUGGCAGAGAACAAGACUGGGCCAAACAUUGGGGCUGGGGCGGGAUUUUUUGCCAAACGGGUGCAAAAAUCAUUGAGUCGAGCUCAGGAGAAGGUCAUGCAAAAGCUGGGGAAGAACAUGGAGACUAAAGAUGAACAGUUCGAGCUCUACUCCCAGAACCUUAUCAAACAACAGAAUGACGGCAGCAGGCUAUUCAAAGAAGUCAAAGCAUACUACAACGCAGUAAAGGCGAUGCAUGAAACCUCCAAGCGACUGUCCCAGACGUUAAAAGAUGUCUACGAACCUGACUGGCAGGGAGGGGAGGACCUGUCUGUCAUCAUGGAGAGUGAGGACUUGCUGUGGAAUGAUUAUGAAGAGAAACUAUCAGACCAGAUUGUCCGCACCAUGGAGAAUUACACUGGCCAGUUUCAAGAAGUCAAGGAACGAGUGGCCAAACGUGGUCGUAAGCUAGUAGACUACGAUUCCUCUCGCCACCACUUGGAGGCACUACAGAGUGCAAAGAAGAAAGAUGAUGCCAAAAUCACCAAGGCGGAGGAGGAGUUCAACAAGGCCCAGAGUGUGUUUGAGGAAAUCAACAACGAGAUGAGGGAGGAGCUUCCUGUUCUCUAUCAAAGUCGUAUUGGAUGUUACGUGACCGUCUUUCAAAACAUUUCCAACCUGAGGGAUGUCUUCUACAAGGAAAUGAGUGUGCUGAACCAUGAGCUUUACAACGUGAUGAAGAAGCUGGAGACUCAGCAUUCUGGGAAAGCUUUUAUUAUCAAGGGCCUCAACAGCAAGUCCAAGAAGAGGAAAUCCCUGGCUAUCUCGGCACCGAUCCCCUGUAACACCGCCUUCCCGUCGGACCACACGGCCCUCUACCCAUCCGCCGCUCCCGAGGGCGGUAACGAGACCGUCCCGUCCGGCAACGAGACCUCCAGGCAGAGCGUCUCCGAGGAGCCGGCCGCAGCGGCAGGAGAGGCUGACGCGGUCCCCGGCACGGCGAACCCCGGUGCCCUAACUUCAGAAACGUCCGACUUCUCGGACGAGCUGAGCUCCAUCGGCACCCCUUCAUCGAAGCGGCGGUCGGCGUGCGACAGCGACAAUGGAGUCGGGAGUGACGCCCCGUCCGAGGACCAGAGUGACCCCCGGCAGGAUGGAGCUUCGGAGCCCUCUAGCCACGUGAAAGACGACUCCGCUGUUGAAGGACGCGCCCAGGAGUCCGCGGUGGCUGGGAGUGAUGUCACGCCGCCUGACGUGUCAGAGAGCGUCACCCCCCAUGACUCGGAGCAGCCGCCUGAGCCUCAGGGGGAUGCUAAAGCCAAGGCCCCUCCCUGUCCUGCUCCACGCCGCUCCCUCUCCACUGUGGGGGCUGGCAUGGGAGAGAACGAGGAGGAAGAGGAGGAGGAGGAGGAGGAGGAGGAGGGGGAGGGGGGAGGAGGAGGAGGUGCUAUGACGGGUGACAAGAAGAACACUGAUAAUGUCUCAGACCCCCAGAAUGCACCUGGUUUCCUUUACAAGGGAGUGGAGCUGGAGGGUCACGUUUCAGAAGAUGGCACACUGCAAUAUGAUGUGGAAGAUGUGAUCCUCGUACUUGCUGACGCUGGGGACAAGGAGAAAUGCUUGGUGAAUAGGGAGGAGGAGAAGACCAGUAUUCAGCAGGGAGAUCUAUCGCUGGGCUUAGAAUGAGCCAGUGACGUCUUUGUUUUCCAGUCUGGCCCUCACUGAGAUGACUCACAGCAGCAGCAGACGCAGCUAUGAAACAAGAUGGGUUGGGUGUGGAGGACUACGUAGCUAAAGAAGAAAUUGUAGCGCCUUCUGCCAGUUAAUUUCAAGUUUCCUUGUCUCGACUUGUUUAGCGAUACUGCUUGGAAGAAGUGUCAUGUGUUCAGAGGUAUUUUUAAAGAAUGUUCUGUGUUUCUUUUUUUUGUCUAAUCUACAGUAUUUGGGAUGCUGGUAUUGUUACACUUAAGUCUUUAAACUGUGAAACAAAAACCCUUUUAUAUUAUGUAAAUGAAAGAUUUAUAGAUAAUAAUAAAGUUGUUAGUGAAAGUGUUGUUCAAACAGUGAAAAGCAAAAUGUCGGCCAACUUAGUUUGCACCAACGAGGUUACAUGGUUAAGGCGAACCCUGUGUGAACUGUACGUCAUGAGGUCUGAAAUGUUAACAAUAUCAAUGUGCUCCCGUUUACUGAUUUUCAGACUUUCAUUGCACCCGCCUGAAACACCAGGACCUGGGGGGUCACAUUACAUGAUGGUUCUCCAGUUGAUUGUCAUGUUUCUUGGCUGACAAGCAAUAGUUCUUUCCAUAUAGACGGAAGUAGCUGAUAUGUAAUGAUCCCCAUAAAAAGCAAAAUUUGUUACUG